AUGAAUUUGUAUCACAUUCUUCUUGUCGCCAUCUUGGCAAUUCUUUUCAACGGCGCCACUGCUCAAUGGGGACGCGGUGGUAGAUACGGUGGCCGUGGAUAUGGUGGACGCGGAUAUGGUGGACGUGGAUAUGGUGGACGUGGUGGUUUCGGUCCAGGCGGGUUUGGACAUGGUGGAUUUGGGCACGGUGGAUUUGGAAGAGGGUUCUUCGGAAGAAAAUAA
Messenger RNA from Caenorhabditis bovis, 222 nucleotides. The record is from the annotation of a GenBank genome assembly. NCBI's taxonomy places the organism in Eukaryota, Metazoa, Nematoda, Chromadorea, Rhabditida, Rhabditidae.